Molecule: messenger RNA, 1905 nt
Organism: Anopheles marshallii
Lineage: Eukaryota; Metazoa; Arthropoda; Insecta; Diptera; Culicidae
Gene: slif
Product: cationic amino acid transporter 3
Exons: 4
Coding region: 1-1905 (634 amino acids)
Biological process (GO): amino acid transport; transmembrane transport
Cellular component (GO): plasma membrane
Molecular function (GO): amino acid transmembrane transporter activity
Source: RefSeq, a predicted model, not a curated record
AUGGAUAAUAUAGUGUUAUCAGUAAGGAUCAUGCGAAUGGAAGGCAGUUUACGUCGGUUCUGGACAGCGCUGACGCGGAAGAAACAGAAUGAAGACGACGGUUCCGAGUCGAAGUUGGCCCGCGUCCUAACGCUGCUCGACCUGACCGGGCUCGGUGUGGGCAGUACGCUCGGGCUGGGUGUGUACGUUCUGGCCGGUUCGGUGGCACGCGAACAGGCCGGCCCGGCAGUUGUUGUUUCGUUUCUGGUGGCGGCCGUCGCUUCCGCCAUUGCCGCGCUGUGCUAUGCCGAGUUUGCCGCACGUGUACCGAAGGCUGGAUCCGCCUACGUCUACAGUUACGUGAGCAUUGGCGAGUUUACCGCAUUUACGAUCGGUUGGAAUCUGAUCUUGGAGUACGUGAUCGGCACGUCGAGUGUGGCCCGUGGCAUGAGCGGCUACAUUGACUCACUGGUUGACAACAAGAUCAGUAAUGCGAUGCGCGAUGCUAUGCCGAUGGACGUCGACUUCCUGUCGGACUAUCCGGACUUUUUCUCGUUCGUCGUCGUGCUGAUUUUGGCCGGUCUGCUAGCGUACGGCGUAAAGGAAUCGACCCUGAUGAACAACAUCUUCACCGGCGUGAACCUGAUCGUGAUCGGGGUGGUACUUGUGGCCGGUGGCAUAAACUGCGAUCCCGACAACUGGACCAUCGAUCCGAAAGACAUUCCGCCGGGCUACAAUGGUGGGGCGGGUGGUUUUGCACCGUUCGGGUUUGCCGGUAUAAUGGCCGGUGCUGCCAAAUGUUUCUACGGGUUCGUCGGGUUCGACUGUAUCGCUACGACUGGCGAGGAAGCGAAGAACCCGGAACGCAACAUUCCGCUCGCGAUCGUGAUCUCACUUAUCAUCAUUUUCCUCGCGUACUUCGGCAUCUCGACGGUGCUGACGAUGGCUUUACCCUACUAUCUCCAGGAUCCCGAAGCACCUUUCCCACAUCUGUUCGAAUCGAUUGAAUGGUACGCGAUUAAAUGGAUCGUAUCCAUCGGUGCGAUUUUCGCCCUCUGUACCAGCUUGCUUGGUGCAAUGUUCCCGCUUCCCCGAGUCCUGUAUGCCAUGUCAUCGGAUGGUAUAAUCUAUAAGAAGCUUCAGACGGUUCAUCCCAAAACGCAAACACCCGUACUGGCUACGUUGCUGUCCGGGCUGCUGGCAGCUAUCAUGGCAGCCCUGUUCAAUCUCCAACAGCUGAUCGAUAUGAUGUCCAUCGGUACGUUGCUGGCCUACACGAUCGUCGCGGUCAGUGUGCUGGUGUUGCGUUACCAAACGGAGGAACUGCUCACUAGCUCCGAAUUCAGUGUGACCGUGCCGGAAGUAAUUCGACAGCUAGUGAAUCGCGACCGGCUUUCAGCACCCACGCAGCUAUCAUCGGCGGUGGUGAAGGUUAGCGUUUGUAUUUUUGCCGUGUUCGUAUGCGGUGCUUGCGGAAUUCUAGUACCGGCCGAGGACUACAUCAACACAGACUAUCCAGGCGUCAUCGCUGGUCUCGCAGUGCUCGUUACCAUUCUCGUCCUACUGUUCAUUGUCAUUCUCAUGCAGCCAACGGACAACGUGAAGCUUACGUUCAAAGUGCCACUCGUGCCGCUGUUACCGCUGAUUAGUGUGUUCUUCAACCUGUACCUCAUGUUCCAGCUCGAUUCCGGCACCUGGAUUCGUUUUGCCGUGUGGAUUGCGGUCGGAUAUUUCAUUUACUUCAGCUACGGUAUCCGCCACUCGAUAGAGGGUGAACGAUUGCUCACAAAGGCAGAGCUGGCCGCAUCCAAGGCAAACGGUAUCGACAAUACCGGCUACGAUGGUGCUUCGGAUACGAUGGACCGCAAGAAUUCCAGCCAAUUUCAAGGCGCACCAUCGUACGCAAUAGCGAACGAAGCGAUGUAG